Trichoderma virens Gv29-8 is the source of this 4167-nucleotide messenger RNA. RefSeq lists its product as uncharacterized. Gene Ontology annotation, biological process: inositol metabolic process; inositol phosphate biosynthetic process. The transcript is spliced from 5 exons. Gene Ontology annotation, molecular function: inositol hexakisphosphate kinase activity; diphosphoinositol pentakisphosphate kinase activity; 5-diphosphoinositol pentakisphosphate 1-kinase activity. NCBI's taxonomy places the organism in Eukaryota, Fungi, Ascomycota, Sordariomycetes, Hypocreales, Hypocreaceae. The record is from RefSeq and is a predicted model, not a curated record. The annotation marks the transcript as partial. Gene Ontology annotation, cellular component: cytosol.
GACAACGAUACUCCUCGCAUGCGCCCCAACCCAGAUGUUCCGGUCAACCACUCAUCUCUCCCCGAACCUGCCCUGACUACCAAGUCGUCGUUUUCAGAUUCUCAUUCAAUUCGAUCGAAACGUCUGUCGGGAACAUCGCUAUACUCAUUGGCCUCAGCACGUGGCGUCAUCAUCAGCCCAUCCCAAUCCAAUCCAGCGUCUGAUCAAGGACCGCCACCCCGAUCGGUACCGACUCUGAUGUCGUCCGGGAAAGGGCCAUCUGCGGCCUCGGCCCAGCCAGAGCCCGCCUUGUCCAGCGUCACCGUGACCACCUCUUCAGGCAGCCAAUCGGGACAUGGAUCUCCCAAUAAUCACAGCCUGGCAGCUAGAGAUUCGCAACCGCCGCAUCUCGAUCUCGUUAGGCGAAAUCAACGAUCCGAAACCACCACUAUGAGAAGCAGCCAGCCCGAUCGCUCUCGGAGUAGAGCAAAGAGACGAUUCAGUGGAAGCACUGCAUACAGCAGCCAGAGCCCAAGUAGCGAACGAGGACCGCACUAUCGAGAGAAGGAAGAAGCCAAACCUGCGCCGCUAGGUGUCAUUGGCAUAUGCGCUCUCGAUAUCAAAGCCAGAAGCAAGCCGAGUCGGAAUAUUCUAAAUCGCCUUAUAGCGAACCGCGAGUUCGAUGUUGUGGUUUUUGGCGACAAAACCAUUCUCGACGAAGAGGUUGAGAAUUGGCCAAUGUGUGACUAUUUAAUAUCAUUCUACUCUGAUGGGUUUCCGUUGGAAAAGGCCAUUGCAUAUAUAAAGACGAGGAAGCCCUUCUGUGUCAACGAUGUGCCGAUGCAAAAGAUUCUCUGGGACAGGCGUGCGUGCUUGCGUCUGCUGGAUAAGAUACAAGUUCCUACGCCACAACGCGUGGAAGUGACACGAGACGGUGGCCCAAAGGUUCUUACUCCCGAAAUGUCAAAAUAUAUCAAGGAAGUGUCCGGAGUGACACUGGAGCCUGCGGACCCCGAAAACACUCCGCCGCCAACGAAGGUUGAGCUUCUGGAUGAGGGAGACGUUCUCAGUGUCGAUGGAGCCCUUCUCAAGAAACCUUUCGUAGAGAAACCAAUUAGCGGCGAGGAUCACAACAUCAUCAUCUACUUCCCAAAGAGCUCUGGUGGAGGAGCACGAAAACUCUUCCGAAAAGUUGGCAACAAGAGCUCUGAAUACAUCCCCGAACUAAACGUCCCCAGGGCGAUUUCCGAACCCGAAGGCAGCUACAUCUACGAAAGCUUUAUGGAAGUGGACAAUGCGGAAGACGUCAAAGCAUACACUGUUGGCCCUCAGUACUGCCAUGCGGAAACCCGCAAGUCGCCCGUUGUCGAUGGCAUCGUUCGACGAAACACGCACGGCAAGGAGCUGCGCUAUGUGACGAGUCUCGGCGCGGAGGAACGAGAAAUUGCCCGCAAGAUUUCGACCGCCUUUGGACAGAGGGUCUGUGGGUUUGAUUUGCUCAGAGCUUCGGGGAAGAGCUAUGUCAUUGACGUCAACGGCUGGAGCUUUGUCAAGGACAAUGAGGACUAUUAUGAGCAUUGCGCCAGCAUUCUGAAGGAUGUCUUCAUCAAAGAAAGGAUUCGCCGUGGCGGCAUAACACCACCGCCGGUUGCUUCUCCUGCGCCUUCUUCGGAUGUCGACCCCAUCGCUAGGGCAGGACAGACAAUUACCGAACACGAACAAACAGGAGCUACAACAACCAGCGGGGUUGCGACCAACCAGCCGACAUCUGCGGUGAAGCCGAAUAACAGCACAGCGCAAGCUGAACAACCUAGUCAAGCUGAGUCGGCACUAGUCCCCCCUAGCGGUACGGCAUCGCCAACCAUAGAGAGCGCGAAAACGUCUGUUGGCCAGAGCUCGGCAGGGAGCCCCUUGUUACCACAGCCACUACUCCCGCUGUCCGCGGAUGUCUUGUCGCCGAGCAUCUUGUCAACUCCCAGGUCUAGCAAGGAUGCAUCACAGUCUCCCGCUGCUCCAGCACCACAAGAAGAAGAUGUGGCUGAACCUACACCUCCCCCUCCCCCUCCAAAGCACUCGUGGAAGCUGAAGGGCAUGGUUUCAGUAAUCAGGCAUGCAGACAGGACUCCCAAGCAAAAGUACAAGUUUACUUUCCAUACCGAGCCUUUCAUCGACCUUCUCAAGGGCCACCAGGAGGAAGUGCUCCUUAUUGGAGAGCCUGCCUUGGCGAGCGUGAUACAGGCUGUGGAUGUUGCCUACAUCCAAGGCGUUGAGGACCGAGAAAAGCUUAGAUCUCUGAGAAAUGUCCUUGUUAAAAAGGGGAGCUGGGCUGGAACCAAGGUCCAGAUCAAGCCCAUGUUCCGCAAGAAGAAGAAGCAGCCAGUGCCGGAAGACGAGGAAGCUCCCCAGCCAGCCGAAACCGGCGAUAGUACGCCCCUGGCCCCUGGAGGCGAUGUAGAUAAAGCUGAGGGGCGAUCAUCCAAACGUCAUGAUUCAGUUUCAGAAGUCACCAUGUCGAAGUUUACCGCCGCGGAAGAGAGCCUAGUCCUCGACAAACUUCAGCUCAUUGUCAAGUGGGGUGGCGAGCCGACCCAUUCGGCAAGGUACCAGUCGCAAGAGUUGGGAGAGAACAUGCGCAAUGAUUUGAUGUUGCUAAACAGGGACAUCCUCGACGAGGUCCACAUCUACAGCAGCUCCGAGAGGCGAGUCACUGCUAGCGCACAGAUCUGGGCGUGCUCCUUUUUAGGCGAAAAAGAGCUGCCGGAAGACUUCAUCACUAUCCGCAAGGACCUUUUGGAUGACUCUAAUGCCGCCAAGGAUGAAACGGACAAAGUCAAGAAGAAGCUCAAGGGGCUGUUGCGCGAGGGCAAUGAACGUCCGGCCCAGUUCGCGUGGCCUGAAAACAUGCCCGAGCCGUCAGAGGUGCAGAACCGAGUCGUUCAGCUGAUGAACUUCCACCGACGAGUGAUGCAGUACAACUACGGUAAACUGUACAACAACAGCAACGCUGCCACGUCCCUUACUGCCAUCUCCAAUCCUAGUAGCGAGAAGCUCACUGGGGAGGGAUCCAGUUCGUCGCUUUCGUCAGCACUAUCGCAGGCUAACGCAGUCACCAACAUCCAGCCCAGAUGGUGUUGCGGAGAGGACGCGGAUCUCUUCCGGGAGAGGUGGGAGAAGCUGUUUACGGAGUUUUGCGAUGCAGAGAAGGUGGAUCCCAGCAAAAUCUCUGAGCUCUACGACACGAUGAAGUUCGACGCCUUGCAUAACCGGCAGUUCUUGGAGUGGGUGUUUACCCCGCCGAGGAGCAUGCUUGAGGAAGAAUAUGGCGUCAAAGAUGGUAAAACAAAGGACGGCGAGGAUGCCGGCGCCAACAAAGGGGCGGCGGAGGAGGGCAAGGCCGCUGGGGCAAAUCCCGACAACUCAGACAAGACAGACAGCUCCAACCGGUCGGCAACAGUCCGGAAGCUCUUCCGGCGAAGAUCAUUUCUCAAUGGCCUUCGCCACAUGAGUGACGAGGCGCCCCCUGAGCAGUAUUUUAGGCUGUACAAGAGCAAUAGCGGCGCGGAUAAGACGGACCCGCGGAACGAACCGCUUCAGGAGCUGUACCGGCUGGCAAAGAUUCUCUUCGAUUUCAUCUGCCCGCAGGAGUACGGCAUUUCGGAUAGCGAGAAGCUGGAAAUCGGGCUCUUGACAUCCCUGCCGCUCCUCAAGGAGAUUGUCCAGGAUCUGGAGGAGAUGCAGGCCUCCAACGACGCCAAGUCCUUCUUCUACUUCACCAAGGAGUCGCACAUCUAUACCUUGCUCAACUGUAUCAUCGAGGGCGGCAUCGAGACAAAAAUCAGCCGCAGCACCAUCCCUGAGCUGGAUUAUCUCUCGCAGAUUUGCUUUGAGCUGUAUGAAUCGGAAGUGAACCCGCCUCCUGAGGAGGGCGACGAGCCCACUUUUGCUUAUAGCAUUCGCAUCACCAUCAGUCCUGGGUGCCAUGUCUUUGAUCCCUUGCACGUUCAGCUUGAUAGCCGGCACUGCAUCGGAUGUGCGCCGCGACGCAGUCUCACGCCCCAUCUAGAUUGGCUGCAGGUGAUCAAGACACUACGUGCCAAAUUCAAUCAGGUUAAAUUGCCAAAGACUUUCCUGGCCAUCAACCUGUCGGAUGCCUUCACCUUUGAAGAGCUCGAAAGACAGGGAAGCGAU